AUGAUCAGCACGUUGGCGUCUAGGCCCGCGCCGAACGCCAAGGUGCUGCGCGGCCCGCUCUGCCUCUCGCGCGCGGCCAGCAGGAGCGCCCAGGAGCCCAGCGGGCACCCAGGCGCUCGCGCUGGGCGGCCCGCGUGGGAGGCAUCGCUGGCGCUGCUGCGGGCGCCGAGGCCCGACUUGGCGCUGCAGUUCGGCACGCGCAGCCGCAUGGUCGCGCUUGCACUGCAGGUGAACGCGGCGAGCUUCACAGUUGCAAUCUCCGCCUGCCGAAGUGGCAAGGCCGGGCGCUUGGCGCUUGGCCUGCUUGGUCGGAUGCGGCGGCGCCGGUUCGCAUCUGGCGUGGUCGCCUUCGGUGCCGCCAUCGCUGCCUGCGGUCGCGCGUCGCAGUGGUUGCGUGCGUGCUCCUUGUUGCGCGGAAUGCCAACUCGAGGAGUUUUGCCUUCAAGCAUUGCGUACAACUCCACCAUUUCAGCCUGCGGACGUGGAAGCCAGUGGGCGAUUGCCCUGGCGGUGUACUCCGACAUGCGUGCUUGCGCAGCCGCCCCGACCUCGGUGACAUGUAGCUCACUGGUCGACGCUUGCGCCAGAGGCACGGCGUGGACUUCUGCUAUCGCGCUGCUUGCAGCCGCGGUGCCCCGUCACCUCAGCGCCGCAGCCUUUGGCGCUGCCAUCAGCGCGUGCGAAGCAGCGGUCCAAUGGGAGUAUGCGUUGCUCGCUCUGAGCUCCAUGGAGUUGGCCCUCAUCCAGCCAGAUGCCGCCGCCUUCAGUGCCGCCAUCUCUGCAUGUGAGAAGGCGCGGCGCUGGCAGCCCGCCGUCGCACUGCUCGCUGACAUGGAGGGGGGGCGCCUCGAUCCCAGCCUCUGGGCCUUCAAUGCCGGCAUUGCGGCCUGCGCCCACAGGGCACGCUGGCGCAUGGCGCUGUGGCUGCUCACCGACAUGGGCCUCGCCAGGUGGGCUCCCGACGUACUGAGCAGGGACGCAGCGGCGGUCGCUUGCGAGGUGGCCGGCGCUUCGCCGCGAGGCCUCCUCUUGCGCGACACCAUCGGGCGGCAUGGCGCUCUGUGGGCCAGCCGCGGUGGCGGCUUCUCCGCGGCCAGCGCGCACUCUGCGGGCCGCCGCGCCGGCCUAGGGGCACAGUCCUUCGCCGCCUGGCAAGCGGUGCUUCUUGCCGAAGCGAUCCACGGACAGUGCGGCAUGCCCGUCGGAGGCGGCGCGCGCGCCGCUGCUGCUGGCAUGGUGACCGCGCGGGGGCGACGCCGCCAGGAUGGCUUCUAA
Prorocentrum cordatum is the source of this 1275-nucleotide messenger RNA. NCBI's taxonomy places the organism in Eukaryota, Dinophyceae, Prorocentrales, Prorocentraceae. The record is from the annotation of a GenBank genome assembly.